Staurois parvus is the source of this 314-nucleotide messenger RNA. The record is from the annotation of a GenBank genome assembly. Lineage: Eukaryota; Metazoa; Chordata; Amphibia; Anura; Ranidae.
UCCCCGGCGGUAUUCCCGAGUGUAGCUCGGGGUAAAGUUUCAGUACCACAAGUGGUAACCCCGAGCUACACUCGGGAAUACCAUGCGGCGCUGCUCUGGGAUCUGUUCUUCUCUUACCUUGUCCUGCGCUCCCGCGAUGUCCCUCCUGCAGUGUCCCCUGUAAUGUCCUCCGGCCGAUGCCGGUAUCUGUCUUCUGGGUUCCGUCCACUGCGAUGUCGGGACAUACGGGGAGUGGUGGGCAAUUUGAAAAUUACAAAAGUUAAUUCACUAAAAUAACAUAGUAAAACAUUACUUUAUCAAACCAUUUCACAUAC